Colletotrichum lupini is the source of this 3261-nucleotide messenger RNA. RefSeq names its product RNA recognition domain-containing protein. Gene Ontology annotation, cellular component: ribonucleoprotein complex. Gene Ontology annotation, molecular function: RNA binding. Bases 1 to 3261 code for a protein of 1086 amino acids. The transcript is spliced from 15 exons. NCBI's taxonomy places the organism in Eukaryota, Fungi, Ascomycota, Sordariomycetes, Glomerellales, Glomerellaceae. The record is from RefSeq and is a predicted model, not a curated record.
AUGCCUCAUCCCUCACUGGUGAAACUUGACCGCAAUAUUUGGUCACCUUCAUUAUCGCCUGAGGCAGGAGUCUUCAACUUGUACCUGCCAUAUUCCGCACAAACUCCUUCUCAACUUGUUCUCACCCACAUCAGACGAGAGCUGCCGUCCCAAAAUCGCGAUGAGGGCAGCCCAUCUCAUCGCCGCACAAGAAACGAUGACUCUCUCGAUAUUUUGCUUCAAAACUACAACAAUCUGCUUCAAAAACUUGAGCAGGCAGAGCCCCUUGUUUACAAGGGUGCUCUCGCCCUCCUUGCAAUCACCUGUCGGGUCAUGACCUCACCUCACGAAGGGCGGGAGCAAGCUAUCAUCGACAAGGCUGCUCCUGCCCACCCUGCAACUAUCGAACAGGUGAGAGCUCUCGUUCAUGAGGCUGCUCUCGCCUCUUCUGUGAGAUUAUGGCCUUUCAUCGCAAAGGGCGGGAACAGACGAGGCUGCUCUCGCCUUUUUGCAACUCUCGUGAGUGAGGUCAUGACCUCACAGAAGGCGGGAGCAGGCCGGGCAUCAGCCCAUGAGGCUGCUCCCGCCCUCUCAGCAACUAUUGCGAGAGCCUUGCCCUGUGGGUUGAAUCUGAAUCCCACGAUCUCUCUAUCCUCUGGAUUCCUCUACCUCUCGGAAAUUCACCCACCCUUUGCUUCAAAAUAUCUACACUUCUCUUCACACAACAACCCAUACCCACAACCCAUACCCAUUCCCAUCUCAAGCUUCCACUGCUUCUUGCCUACAUCACUUUCUCAUAUCCAAUCUCAUCAUUCUCGAAGCUCUCAAUCCUCGAAACCGUCGUUUGCGAAAUUAACAACUUCAGCAUACACAUUCGCGAUGGCUUCAAUGAGCGAUCUCCUGGCUGACCCGGCUGACAGAGCCAUGUUCAUGGAGCGCCUUGAGCAGCUGGGAAUCCAGCACGACCGUGAGCAGGCGCUCCGCGUUGCUGCGAUGGCCUCGCAGAAUGCUGGCCAGGCUGGCGACCGCAAUGGUCGCAAGUCCACCGGAAAGUCCUCCUCCUCCUCGGAGGAUGGUGAGACUGGCGGCGGCGUCCGCCUUACCAACGAGUACCUCGCGGGUAACCCGUACGGCUUGCUCGCGUCUCUUGAGACAGCUGAGAGCUCGGCGCAGUUGAACACUUCUUCUCUGAGAGGCAGUCCUUCUCGUUCUUCCAAGGAUGCCGCCAAGGCGCUGCGUCCUACUUCGUCCGCCACAGCCGCUGUGGGUGGCAGCCGCUCCACCAUCCCUGAGACCACCGCUAGCGACGUCUUCACCGAGACCGCGUCUGGCUCAGGCAAGGAUCCCGUGGUCACGGCCUUGUCUUACACCCUCGGUCAGAGCAACCUCCAGACCUCGGAGAUUGGUGCCAAUGGCAUGUCUCAGCGCAAUGAGUAUGUCGGUGGCUCUCCCAGCAAGGGCAUCUCUUCCUUCGUGCGCAAUGUCGCCGAUACCUCUCAGUUCGGCUUCCCUACUGGUUCUUGCAUCUUCGUUGCCAACCUCCCUGAGUACAAGGAUGACAUUACUCUCGAGGCCGCUGUGAUCAGCGAGUUCGACCGCUUCGGCGUUGUCUUCGUCAAGAUUCGUCGCGAUGGAAGCGGCAUGCCCUACGCCUUCGUUCAAUUCAAUACGAAGGAGGAUGCCGAGAAUGCCCGCAUCCAGGGCAGAGGAAGCUUGAUUCUUGGUCGCCCGUGCCGCACCGAGACUGUUCGCGCCAACCGCACCUACAUCAUCUACCGCCAUGAUCGAGUUAAUAUGACGGUUGAGGAGGCCCAGGAGCUCUUGACUCCAUUCGGCGCCCUUGACAGAAUCAACCUUUUGGACAAGGAGAUUCAAGAGAAGCUCGGACUUCCGGUCACUGUUCGUGUCCAGUUCGCUGUUCAUGAUCCCUCUCAGCAGGUGCUUCGGGCUUUCCGCAUGAACCACACAUACAGGGUUGAGUCGUACGACUUCAAGAAGGCCAUGCAGAUCCGCGCUCGCAUGCCUCACCGUCCUCCCAUGGAGAACAACACUGCAGAGCGUGACGGCCGUUCCAUCUUCAUGGGUGAUCUCCCCCUCGGUUUCACCGAGGACAAGAUUCGCAACCUCAUGGAUCAAAUUGGAGGUGUGGUUGCCGUUCAUACCCAGCAGUGCGCUUACGAGGACGGUCCCAAGCAGAUUGCUUUUGUUGAGUUCACCAACGUCAGCUAUGCCCGGUCUGCCAUUGAGCGUUUCAAUGACUCCCUCGUCGAGGACCACAUCAUCCGCGUUCAACAGCGUAUGGAUAGACGUCGUCGCUACGGCGGCUUCAACGGCGGCGGCAGCAACCGCGCCUUUCAGAACAACAGCUACCAUGGCAGUGUCGCUUCUACUCCUGCUCGUCUUAGCCAUGUUCAGCAGCGCCUGACCAGCCUGGCCAUCGAGGCUGCUCCCUCCUCCGAGGCUGCCCAGGGCACCUUGACUGUCAUGCCACCUAGCUAUCCUCUCAACCCCAGACAUGGCCUGAUGGUUGGCACGCAGUCGCUGCAGGCUCCGCAGAAUGGCGAUUACAUGCAGCAGAACACCCAGCAGAGCGUGCAGCAGAACAUGCAGCAGAACAUGCAGAGCAUCCAGACUCAGACUCAGAUGCACCCACAGAUCAACAGCAACCAGGGCAUGCAGAUCCAGACUCAGCAGCCCUUGAACAACCAGAUCGUUUCGCAGAUGCAGAUGCAGCCUGGCCCGAUGCAGCAGGUUCAGCCUGCUAUGCACUCUCCUAUGCACAUGCAGCCCAUGAGCAACCAGAUGAGCACCCAUAUGAACAACCAGAUCGCUCAGCAGUCUCCCAUGAAUGCGCAGCCCAUGGGUCACAACAUGAACCAGCAGAUGAUUCAGCAGGCUCCCAUGAACGCGCAGCCCAUGGGUCAGCAGAUCAGCCAGCCCAUGGCCCAGGGAAUGCCCAUGCAGCAGACUCCGGUCCAGUACCCCAUGGCCCCUCCCCCCGUUCCUUCUCAGAUGGGAACUCCUAUGCACAACAACAACAAUGGCAUGCCGUACUACGCUCAGGGUGGCCCCGUCCAGACCCCUGUUCAGCAGUCUCCCGUUGGCUUCUGGGGCUACGGCCACGGCACUCCUCUCUGGACUCCGUUCACUCGCGAUUUCGCGCCGCACUCUUCCCCGGCCCACCACCCUCAGAUGCCCUUCACUGGUCUGAUGCAGUCCGAGCCUGUCAUGAGUGAUGUCAACCAGGCCUUCGUCACUGACGGCUCCGACCGUUCCAACUAG